CCCACGUGACAGCACCCGUUCAUUGAUAUCGGCCCGUGCGCCCCCCUCCCUCCUCUGAUAAGGACAGAGUGUAGGUAAAGGUUGGCACGGUCACUCAGGGUAAGAGGGGAGAGAGGAAGAGAUCAGAGGGUGUCUGUAGAGCGGACGGUCCCGGUAGAACAAUGCUACAAUGAGCAGCUUGCUAGACUACUCGGUGAUGAGCGGUGAAGGUGGCUCAUGCUCUGUCAGGGCUUUCCACUCUGACCACGGGAUAACAACUUUCCAGUCCUGCGCGGUUACUGUCAAUAACUGCGGGGCGGAUGACCGUUUCAUGGCGAGCAGGGCUUCCCCUGACGGCAUUCCUCACCAGCCGGGGUCAUACCAGUCUCCAGCGAGCUCCCUGGGUCUCGCCUACGGGGCCCACCCGGCCUGCAGCUCCGGCUACGGACCCCAAAGUUUCUGUGCUACGUAUAACAAUUACGCGCUCAACCAGGAAGUAGACUCCACAGCUGGAUUUCCCCAGUGCGGCCCACUGAUGUACUCCGGUAACAUUUCCUCCUCCGUGGUCUCCCAGCAUCGCCAAGGUUACAGUGCCGCCCCCCUGGGCCAGCUGCAGUAUGCCCACGCUGCCUACGGCGGCGGGCACGAGCAAGCAGCCCCCUUUUCAGGGUGCUCAAACCCGCUGUCACCCCUGCACGCAGCUCACCUGGAGGCUUGCUGUUCACCUCUGUCUGAGGGUGCAUCCUCUGCACAGACCUUCGACUGGAUGAAAGUCAAGAGGAACCCACCAAAAACAGGCAGGUCAGGGGAGUACGGUUAUGGGGGUCAGCCGAACACGGUGCGGACCAACUUCACCACCAAGCAGCUAACGGAGUUGGAGAAGGAGUUUCACUUCAAUAAGUACCUGACCCGGGCGCGGCGCGUAGAGAUUGCCGCUGCGCUGCAGCUGAACGAGACUCAGGUGAAAAUCUGGUUCCAGAACCGGAGGAUGAAGCAGAAGAAGCGGGAGAAGGAGGGGCUGCUGCCGGCCAAAGCUCCAGCCUGCGACAAGGGAGAGAGAAUUCAAGAGAAGAUGGAUGAUGCAACAUCUGAGAAGUCUAUCUCAGCCCCCUCUACUCCUUCUCCCACGUCCUCCACGGUGUCUUCCACGGGGGCUGAUCCUUACUCCUCCAGUUAAGAAUCAACUGCCUCUUUACCUCUUUGGGCCUCAGGCGUCCUCAAUAUACCAAAGCUCAUGCCCAGUGUAUCAAAGCCAAAACUCUGGUUGAUGGGUAACUUAUGUGAACAUUAAGAACGGGUUAAUGCACUAUUAGGAACUUUGGACAAUAAUAUGGACCAUUGUGGGUUAUAGAUUUGUUUUAUAUUGUAUAUUGUGUUUGGAGGAACCAGAGAAUUGCUGUCCAAACAAAUGUAGGUCAUGGUUGAAAAUGUGCCCACUUCCUGUUGAAAUUUGACGUUAAAUAAGCGUUGGUCUACGACUAUGAUGGUGCAAAAGAUAUCCAGUACUUUCCUUACUCCUGCCCCUGACUAGUGCUGCUGAAUGUGCCAGUGUAAAGUCGCAAAGAUGCACACACACAAACAAAUACCUCAAAUGUGCCAAAGUUGUGCGUCAGGGCCACGGCCAGGCUGAUUGCACUGGAUGUCGUCAAUUAGACAUCACACAAUCAACGAGAUGACCUCGUUAGUUAGUCGUUAUAGAGUGCAUUGUUACAGUAGCUCCUUAAUCACUGUCACCUCUGUGUUUCAGGCCUGUGAGGCUGCGUGUCGCGACUGUCUGAGUGUCUAUUGUGUGAGAUUUGCAUGAUGCGUAAUGCUUUCAUGUAUUAUUAGCGGGGCGCUGAGUUUUAUCAGUGGGAGAACCGGUCAUUGAUGGCAAUGUAUG
Xiphias gladius (swordfish) is the source of this 1861-nucleotide messenger RNA. It is a transcript of the gene hoxa1a, whose product is annotated as homeobox A1a. NCBI's taxonomy places the organism in Eukaryota, Metazoa, Chordata, Actinopteri, Istiophoriformes, Xiphiidae. Gene Ontology annotation, biological process: regulation of transcription by RNA polymerase II. The record is from RefSeq and is a predicted model, not a curated record. Gene Ontology annotation, cellular component: nucleus. The transcript has 2 exons. Bases 170 to 1156 code for a protein of 328 amino acids. Gene Ontology annotation, molecular function: DNA-binding transcription factor activity, RNA polymerase II-specific; RNA polymerase II cis-regulatory region sequence-specific DNA binding.